UCGUCUUCUGCUUUCCUAUGCACAUUAGGUGGGAGCUGAAUUGGAAGUGGAACAGCCAGGACAUAAACUGGACUGUUACAUCACAGGCAGUGAAUGGCUUAAUCUGCUGUAUACCAUGAAAUCAGUCCCUCCCAGAGAUACUCUAUUAAGUUGUGGGAUUUACUCUUGUCUUUGGAGUUUUUAAAUUCAAACACCAGAUGAAUAUUUUGGCUGAUACCCUAGUCUAGGGUAACUGAGGACUGUACCUGUCUAAUCUGUUAGAAUUCUAGUAGCUUCUGACCGCCUCUGUUGACUAUUCAGGGUUACCUUUUCUCACUCCUGGAUGUAUCCAGUACACCAAAGAAUGUGGUUACACUCUUUUUUUUUUUUUGGACUUUUGUUUUAGGCGGUAUUAAACAUGCAUCCAAGUGCCAGGUACCUGUCACGCAGCCUCAGUUAUCAGCUCCUGGGCAUUUUUGUUUAUGACAUCACUAGCUGCCAUCUCUCUGUCCACAUUUAAAUUGUAAUAAAUCUCAGGUAUCAUAAAUAUUUCAGCAUGUAUUUCUAAAAGACAAGGACCCCAUUUUCUUUAAAAUACAUUCAUCGUGAUCACAUCUGAAAAAAGUUUUCAAGUAUCAAAUAUCUAGUCACUGUUCAAAUUUCCUUAAUGUCCCAAAAAUGUUUUUUAUGAGAAUCAGUGUCUCUUUGUUGACACAUUUUAUUUUUAUUUAAAUUUAUUUUAUGGCCUUUCUCCUGUUUCAGAUUUUUUAUUUAUUUGAGAGAGAGGGCUCCCACCCUGCUGUUUCACCAUUCCAGUACUCAGGAAUCUGGGCCAGUUCAGAUAUCUGCCGUGGAUGACAGGAGCCCGGUCGCGAGAGCAGCCACUGCUGACUCAGGUGGUCUGCAGAGGAGCUGGGAGCAGGAGCUGGCAUGGGGCAUCAUGGGCCUGAGGCUUGUGAUGCAGUGACUUCAGUACUACACUCCAUACCCGUUCUCAUAUUCCACAUGAGUAGUGCUAAAGGACCUCUGUUGAUCAGUCCUACAUCUGCAGAAAAAGAGGCCAUCAAGGGUACCUACUCGAAAGUACUGGAUGCAUAUGGGCUCUUAGGGGUCUUACGGCUGAAUCUGGGUGAUACUAUGUUACAUUAUCUCGUCCUAGUCACUGGAUGUAUGUCUGUUGGGAAAAUUCAAGAAUCUGAAGUUUUCCGAGUUACUUCCACUGAGUUUAUAUCCCUUCGAGUUGAUUCUUCAGAUGAGGAUCGCAUUUCAGAAGUGCGCAAAGUUUUGAAUUCAGGAAACUUUUAUUUUGCGUGGUCUGCAUCUGGAGUCAGUUUAGAUUUGAGUCUUAAUGCACAUCGUAGUGUUCAGGAACACACAACUGAUAAUAGAUUUUUCUGGAAUCAGUCUUUGCAUUUACAUCUCAAGCACUAUGGCGUGAAUUGUGAUGACUGGUUAUUGCGCCUCAUGUGUGGGGGAGUGGAAAUCAGAACAAUCUAUGCUGCUCACAAACAGGCAAAGGCUUGCCUCAUUUCCAGAUUAAGCUGUGAACGAGCUGGGACCAGGUUCAAUGUCCGAGGAACAAAUGAUGAUGGUCAUGUCGCCAAUUUUGUAGAAACAGAACAGGUGGUGUACUUAGAUGACUCCGUGUCUUCUUUCCUCCAAAUCCGGGGCUCUGUGCCACUGUUCUGGGAGCAACCAGGGCUGCAGGUGGGGUCCCAUCGUGUCCGGAUGUCGAGGGGAUUUGAAGCCAAUGCACCUGCUUUUGACAGGCAUUUUAGAACACUUAAGAAUUUGUAUGGUAAACAAAUAAUAGUUAAUUUGCUUGGAUCUAAGGAAGGUGAACAUAUGCUAAGUAAAGCAUUCCAGAGUCAUUUGAAAGCUUCUGAACAUGCUGCUGAUAUCCAGAUGGUGAACUUUGAUUACCACCAAAUGGUUAAAGGCGGAAAAGUAGAAAAGUUGCAUAGUAUUCUUAAACCCCAAGUCCAGAAGUUUAUAGAUUAUGGAUUUUUUUAUUUUGAUGGAAAUGAAGUUCAAAGAUGCCAGAGUGGUACAGUUCGAACAAAUUGCUUGGAUUGUCUUGAUAGAACAAAUAGUGUACAGGCAUUCCUUGGGUUGGAGAUGCUUGCUAAGCAGUUGGAAGCUCUGGGUUUAGCUGAAAAGCCUCAGCUGGUGACUCGCUUUCAGGAAGUUUUCCGUUCAAUGUGGUCUGUGAAUGGUGACUCCAUCAGUAAGAUCUAUGCUGGCACAGGUGCUCUCGAAGGGAAGGCUAAGGCUGGAAAGCUAAAAGAUGGUGCUCGGUCAGUUACCAGAACAAUUCAGAAUAACUUCUUUGAUAGUUCCAAGCAAGAAGCUAUUGAUGUGUUGCUGUUGGGAAAUACACUAAAUAGUGAUUUAGCUGACAAAGCACGAGCUCUUCUGACUACUGGGAGUUUGCGCGCAUCUUCUAAAGUACUAAAGAGCAUGUGUGAGAAUUUCUAUAAAUAUUCAAAACCCAAGAAAAUUCGAGUGUGCGUCGGAACUUGGAAUGUGAAUGGUGGGAAGCAGUUUCGCAGCAUAGCCUUUAAGAACCAGACGCUCACUGACUGGCUUCUUGAUGCACCCAAAUUAGCUGGCAUCCAGGAGUUUCAAGAUAAAAGAAGUAAGCCAACUGAUAUAUUUGCAAUUGGCUUUGAAGAAAUGGUAGAGUUGAAUGCUGGAAACAUAGUAAAUGCAAGCACAACGAAUCAGAAGCUCUGGGCUGUGGAGCUCCAGAAGACAAUCUCCAGAGACAACAAGUACGUGCUGCUGGCGUCAGAGCAGCUGGUGGGCGUGUGUUUGUUCGUUUUCAUCAGACCACAGCACGCUCCCUUCAUCAGGGAUGUUGCUGUUGACACUGUGAAGACGGGGAUGGGCGGUGCGACCGGAAACAAGGGAGCAGUUGCUAUCCGAAUGCUGUUCCACACAACCAGCCUGUGCUUUGUCUGCAGCCAUUUUGCUGCAGGGCAGUCACAAGUCAAAGAAAGGAAUGAAGAUUUUGUAGAAAUAGCACGGAAAUUGAGUUUUCCAAUGGGAAGGAUGCUCUUUUCCCAUGACUAUGUGUUUUGGUGUGGUGAUUUCAACUAUCGAAUUGAUCUCCCCAAUGAAGAAGUUAAAGAGCUCAUAAGACAACAAAAUUGGGAUUCUCUGAUAGCAGGAGAUCAACUUAUCAAUCAGAAAAACGCUGGGCAGAUUUUUAGAGGCUUUUUGGAGGGGAAAGUUACCUUUGCUCCAACAUACAAAUAUGAUUUGUUUUCCGACGACUAUGACACCAGUGAGAAGUGCCGCACCCCGGCUUGGACAGACCGCGUCCUCUGGAGGAGGAGGAAGUGGCCUUUUGACAGAUCAGCCGAAGAUUUAGAUCUUCUGAAUGCCAGUUUUCAGGAUGAAAGCAAAAUCCUCUACACGUGGACUCCUGGCACUUUACUGCAUUACGGAAGAGCUGAGCUCAAGACUUCUGACCACAGGCCCGUGGUUGCUCUCAUUGAUAUAGAUAUAUUUGAAGUUGAAGCAGAGGAAAGACAAAACAUUUAUAAAGAAGUAAUUGCAGUCCAAGGCCCACCAGAUGGUACAGUGUUGGUCUCCAUCAGAAGUUCUUUACCAGAAAAUAAUUUUUUUGAUGAUGCAUUGAUUGAUGAACUUCUGCAGCAGUUUGCAAAUUUUGGUGAAGUUAUACUCAUAAGAUUUGUGGAAGAUAAGAUGUGGGUUACGUUUUUGGAGGGAAGCUCUGCCUUGAAUGUUCUUAGCCUGAGUGGUAAAGAGUUAUUGAAUCGGACUAUAACUAUUACUUUAAAAAGUCCAGACUGGAUAAAAAAUUUGGAAGAAGAAAUGAGUCUAGAGAAAAUUAGCAUUGUGUUGCCGUCGUCAACAAGUUCUACCCUGCUGGGUGAAGAUGCCGAGGUCACAGCUGAUUUCGACAUGGAAGGUGACGUUGAUGACUACAGUACUGAAGUGGAGGAACUGCUUCCUCAGCACCUCCAGCCCUCCUCGAGUUCCGGCCUUGGCACUUCCCCGGGCUCCUCGCCCCGGACCAGUCCCUGCCAGUCACCUACGAUAGCAGAGUGUCCCAUACCUGCGCUUCCCACCAGGCCAAGCCGAGCACCCUCAAGAACUCCUGGGCCUCCAAGUUCACAGGGUUCUCCUGUCGACCCUCAGCCUGCCUCCCAGCAGCCUCCGAAAGAUGCUGCCCAGGCCUUGGAACCCAAGAGGCCACCCCCACCCCGCCCAGUGGCCCCGCCGCAAAGACCUGCGCCCCCACAGAGGCCACCUCCACCCUCAGGACGCAGUCAGCCUUCCCCUCAAGCAGGACUCCCAGGCCCGGCACCUGCUGGAUACAGUGCAAGCACAGUCCGACCGACAAUCCCACCUCGAGCUGGGGUUAUCAGUGCUCCUCAGAGCCAUGCUCGGGCUGCAGCUGGGAGACUGACUCCGGAAAGCCACAGCAAGCCCGCAGAGGCACCCAAAGGUCCAGCGCUGCUUCCUGAGCCGCUGAAGCCACAGGCUGCCAGUGCUGUGCUCCCACCGGCUCAGAAGUUGCAGGAGCCGCUCAUCCCAGUGGCGGCACCCGGGCCUCCAUCUGCCCCCCAGGCGAGUUUGGAAACACCGCCACAGCCGCCACCCCGGAGCAGGUCCUCCCACAGCUUGCCUUCAGACUCGCCACCGCAACUGCAAGUGAAAACGAAUGGGGUCUCCGGUGUCAAGCCAGAGCCGCCGUUCAAGAGGGACCCCUUCGAAGAUCUGUCGCUUAGCCUGCUUGCUGUAUCAAACGCUCCGCGCUCUGUUCAAACGUCACCUGUGCUAACCACAAGCCCAAAGAGGUUGAUCGAGUUGCCUUCUGCAACACAAAGUACUGUUAAUACUUGGAGUUCUGUAAAUUGCAUGCCCACAAUGCCUCCAAUCCCAGCCCGGAGUAAAUCCCAGGAAAACAUGCGAAGUUCUCCAAACCCGUUUAUGAGCAGCUUGACCAGCACAAAUCCUUUCCCUGACAGAACUGCUGCCCCUGGAAACCCAUUCAGAGCCCAGUCCCUCGAGUCCGAGGCAGCCUUGUGGCUCCCCGAAGCAGACCCUCUUCCUCACAACCCCUUCCCUGUCCUGAUGCCUCUGGGUCACCCUACAGGCAACCCUGGCUCUUCCCUGGAAGGCAUUAAGGACAGUUUUCACAUGCAGGGCACAUCCACAAGGAAAGCGGGCAACCCGAAAGGAUGGGUCACCUUUGAGGACGAUGACGACUUUGGAGUGAGGGGGAAGCCGGAUGCCACUUGUUUCCCAGACCUACUGGGAAAUCCACCAAGUUUGUCUUCUGGCUCCACCAUGACAACUGAUGGCCAAAACAAAGAGACAGAUGUUUCUUUCGGUGUCUUACCAUCAAGAAGACCACCUCCACCUCCUGUCCCUACACUCCUUUCCAACACUAGUGCUCCGGUGGAUCCUUUCGCAACCUUGGCCACCAAGGCUCCUCCCACACUAGACUUUACAGAAAGAUAAUCUUAGGUGAUAGAAGACAGUCGUCAUUAUUUAGUUUUGGCAGGCUAGCGCCAAAAGAAUUGGGCAUUAGCUGUUCAUUACGUGCAAUAAGUUAUUGUGAAGCGCACUGAUAUCUUCAUGAAAUACCACUAUUUCAUAUGUACAAAGUUGGAAUAUGUGUAUAUUGGAAAUAAGGGAAAAAAUCCUUCUAACUGGAGUUUUGAUAUAGUGUUAUUCAGAAAAAUAGGAGACUGGUAGCCAUAAAAAGUGCUUAGAACUACUUUUGAAAUUAGUCCAUAUUUAGAAAUUCUGUCGAUUUUCUCUGAAGAAUCUCAACAAGGCCGCACAAUUUCUAGCUGACAUUACUGCCAGCCCGCUCAUGCCUGUUAACAAUUGGUGUUUGAGUAUUUACCAAAGAGCUGCCAGAGUUAGAAUGAAACCGUUCUCAAAGGCAUCACUUCAAACACAUGUACGUGUACACUCAUACAUGUACCUAUUUACAGCUGUCUGGGAUAUAACUGAGACCAAAUCACCAAAAAUCCUAACCAAGGCCCUUUAUCAGUGUCAUCAGAAAGAUGACCACAAGUGUAAUUUGAAUGUUCCAUUAAUUUCCAAAAUUAGAAUUCUCUCACUCUAGAGCGGGAGUUUCUGCCAUUGCACACCUUCCCCUUUCACAAGCCCGGGCCUUACUCUUCCACCCUCCAGCACCUCCACACGCCUCUCCCCAGGGGGAGGUGCUUGCAGCCUGGCAGCAGUGUAUUUUAUGGUCAGUACCAGGUGGACAGCUGGUCCAGCUCUCAGAACAGCACUAUGGCCUUAAACACAAGGAAGGCACAUGUCCCCCCAGUUCCAUGAGAAACUCUGGAGCUGACGGUCCUCUUUUCCCGACAGACAUUAAGCUCUACGCUGCCCAUUUGCCUCCCACAUCUGUCUGCUGGCGGCUUUUGCUCUGAUCACCGUGUUUAGCAGGGAGAGCAGCUGACCUCGGAGAGCUGUGAGUUGGGACACCCAGUGUGUGUGCCCUCCGAAGAGGCUACAGAGCACCUCUCUGUGAUGCUGCUCUACCUUCUUAGAGGCUAUACCUCAGACUAGCUGUGGAUUUUGUCUCCUGCACUGCCAAUAUGCAAUUGAUUCUGCUUUUGUUAAUUUUAUGAAGACAUACACAGAAUUUUUACAGAAUGUAGUAUUUUGAUAUCAUUAAGUAAACCACUUAGAGAACUCCUUGAGCAAUAGUUUUCUUGUCAUUUUAAGUUGAAGCUGCUCUUUUACUCAAGCCUGUGUUGAAGUCACUUUUUCUUUGAAGAGCUGUAUCUGUCCAGUUUCUGUGGCCACAUCAAACCUUAAAGAAGUGCAUUGGGGGAAUAUUUUUUAAGAGAAGUUCAUAGUUAAGAACAUAUACAUUGGAAAGCACAGCAGCCACGUUGCACUCAGACUGAAAGGGGCUUUUCUAAAUGCUCAAAUGUUAUCAAAAUACUAUAUUUCUAUAAUUCUGUCUCUGUUAACAGCCAGGAUUUGCUGUGAGAAAUAACUUUUGUGAGUUAUCUAUUGUGCUUCUUCAGGUUCUAAUCAUUUCAGCAGUAGCAUCUUUCAAACAGCAGUAUUACCGUAAGCAGUGUGCUUCGAAAUGUGAAUUAACUUGUUGAAACUGUGGCUUUCACCUCUGUAGUUGGUAUUUGCUCCCCAUUAUCGAGAUAAUUCAGUGCUAGGUACACUUGGCUAGUGCAGAGUGCAGUUCUGUGCGUGGUAUUCCUCGAGUAUCAACUACUGUCUCAAAUAGACAUAUCAGCAGCAGCUCAGCCUUUUUCAGGAAAACUACACUUGGUAAGUUGCUGAAAAUGCACAAAGUUUGAGAGUUAAAGGUAUGCUGCAGACAACUUGUCCUUACUCUGUGUGUUAGUAAAUAUUCACCGGUUCUGUUAAAAGCAGAACAGAGAUUAGACACUAAGGAACUCUUUGUGACUCCUUUGUUCUCUGUAGUAGAUUGCUGUUUAUAUGUAUGUAAGAAUUUUACUGCUUAUGUGGCACACACUAUUUAUAACUAUAUACUUUAUAGAAAUGCAGUAUUAAAGUCAGUGGGGAUACAGACAUUCUGUACAUAUCCUGUGAACUGUGCUGUCCUAUGAAAUAAAUAUACCUAUCUUUA
Molecule: messenger RNA, 7600 nt
Organism: Ochotona curzoniae (black-lipped pika)
Lineage: Eukaryota; Metazoa; Chordata; Mammalia; Lagomorpha; Ochotonidae
Gene: SYNJ1
Product: synaptojanin 1
Exons: 27
Coding region: 910-5478 (1522 amino acids)
Biological process (GO): phosphatidylinositol dephosphorylation; brain development; synaptic vesicle endocytosis
Cellular component (GO): presynapse; perinuclear region of cytoplasm
Molecular function (GO): RNA binding; phosphatidylinositol-4,5-bisphosphate 5-phosphatase activity
Source: RefSeq, a predicted model, not a curated record